AUGGGAAACGAGGUUUGGGGCUGCACAGACAUUCUCUGUUGUAUCCUGUUCAUCUUGGCCUUGCUGGGCUACUUUGCAGUUGGGAUUCUGGCAUGGUCUCAGGGUGACCCUCGGAAAGUGCUUUACCCAACAGACAGUAAGGGUCAGUUUUGUGGACAGGUCGGCUCCCCACUUGAGAAGAAGCCCCUGCUGUUCUACUUCAACAUCUUGAAGUGUGCCAGUCCUCUGGUCCUGCUGGAGUUUCAGUGUCCCACCACGCAGAUCUGUGUGGAGAGAUGUCCCGAUAAAUUCAUGACUUUAGUUAAAGCUUUACGAAAGGAAGAUGAUAGGGAAUACUACAAGCAAUUCUGCAAAGAAGGAGUUGACAUGACCAAGCAAGCUCCUGAAAUCCUGAAGAAUGGCUUGUGCCCUUCAAUACUCACACCUAGCAAGAAUUUCACCCGGAGAUGCUUGCCCGCUCUAGAGACCUUGAAAGGUGGUGUAGUUGUGGUUGGCAACAAAACUACGUUCACAGAUGAUAGAGGACAAAAUAUAAAUGCAACAGAUCUCCUUGAAGCCUCAAAGAAAUCCAAUGUUGUGGUUGAGGCCCGGGCGGUAGCUAUGAGGAUCUUCGAGGACUAUACUCAGUCCUGGCACUGGAUACUGCUUGGCUUGGUGAUCGCCAUGCUGGUCAGUCUGAUGUUUAUUCUCCUCUUGCGCUGUCUGGCUGGAGUCAUGGUCUGGGUUAUGAUCAUUAUGGUCGUCAUUGUUAUUGGAUACGGUAUUUUCCAUUGUUACAUGCAGUACGCCAGUCUGAAAGGACAAGCAGGUUCUGACGUCACUAUCAAGGAUCUAGGUCUACAGACAGACUUUUCUGUGUACUUACAGAUUCAGCAGACCUGGCUUGCCUUCAUGAUUAUCCUGUGUAUUGUGGAAGUGGUCAUCAUCCUUCUCCUCAUCUUCCUCAGGAAGAGGCUCCUCAUUGCUAUUGCUCUCAUCAAAGAGGCCAGCAAGGCCAUCGGUCAUGUGAUGUCAUCACUGUUCUACCCCCUGCUGACCUUUGCCCUACUGUCUUUAGUCAUCGCAUACUGGGGCAUCACCGCCGUGUUUUUGUCAACCUCCAAUGAGCCAGUAUACAAGGUUUUCAAUACAACCGAAUGUAUGUAUUCCAGAGACACCUGCAACCCUGAGACUUUCAACAGCUCAAAUAUCACCACUGAAUGUCCUGAUGCUGAGUGUCUGUUUGCGUUUUAUGGAGGAGAGACGUUAUACCACAAGUACCUGAUUCUGUUCCAGUUCUAUAAUUUAUUCCUCUUCUUCUGGUGUGCCAACUUCGUGACAGCAUUGGGCCAGGUCACACUGGCAGGGGCCUUUGCCUCCUACUACUGGGCCUUCAAAAAGCCAGACGACAUCCCAGCUUUCCCUGUCUUCAACUCUUUGGGACGGGCCCUCAGGUAUCACACUGGCUCUCUUGCAUUUGGUUCCCUCAUUCUUGCCAUCGUUCAGGUCAUCAGGGUCAUAUUGGAGUAUGUGGAUCAGAAGCUGAAAGGUGCCCAGAAUAAAUGUGCAAAAUUCCUACUCAGCUGCCUAAAGUGCUGCUUCUGGUUGUAUCUCGGUGAAGAUCUGGAGAGAAAUGACGGUUCCUCCGACAAACCGUUUUUCAUGUCCCCCGAGCUGCACCAGAUUUUGUCAAUUGAAAAAAGCACAGAGGAAACGGACCGUGCCGAUGUACCCGUCGUACAGGUGCAAGCCGAGGAGGAAAUCCCGCUGCAGGAGAAUGGAGAGGUGCAGCUUAAAGAGCAGGGCGUCCUAAAGCAGGAGCAGGAAGAAGAGACACCACUAAACCAGGAGAUGCACAUUGAAGUGCCGCCCCAAGAAACACAACCUCCAGAGGCACCCGCAGCCGACGAGGAGAAACCCGAAGAGCAGGUUACAACGCAAGAGCCUGAACCGCCACAAGUGACCCCAAAACAAAACGGACCCCAAGAGGUGGACGCUGAGGACAAGGAGGAGCAGGUGGCCCAACCUCAAGCAGAACCACCACAGGCCCAGAACCAACAAGAACAGGAACCAGAGGAACCGAAGCCUCAAGAAAACGGACCUCAAGAGAGCGAGACCCUGCUCACCCCUCAGGAGUAGCUGGACAACUGAAGGUGGAGUCGUUAAACGUUUCAGAGAAGCCUACUGAUUUGGGAACUGGUGCACUUUGGUGGCUUUGAGAAGCCAUUAGUAUACAUCGGAAAGUACCUCCUUCAUUCGCGUCAUAAUGUUUACUCAAUCAAUCAAUUUUGAGAACUGUCUCUUAAUCAAUAAUCACUGGUCAUAAUGAAUGGCAUGACACAAAAUUGGACAGAAACAGGCUUGUACUCGAAGUAUGAGCUGUUUGAUUGACAACUGGUUAUGUGAACCUAAACCCUAUUAGAUAUGCCUACAUAGCACUUGUAGAAUGUGACUGUGUUUGUGUUUUAUGUAGAACGUUUUAAUGUAAGGACAUAUAAAAGUGUAAUGUAGGUGCUUGACUUGUGCCUAAAUAUCGUUACUUAUCAAUGUCUUAAUCAUACUGAAGAAUGCAAAAAGAUUUUGCAGCAUCACUAUGUUUACAGCAACAACAACAAAAAAACAUCUGUUUACAGUGAUACCAGCCAAGACCAAAACAAUGUCAUUUUGUAAGAAUUUGUGCAAAUGUAUUUGAAAAUUGUGUUAAUUUUAUGCCCUAAUUUGAUAAUUGUAUGAUGCAGAUGAACAAAAAAUUUAAAAAGUGCCACCGAAAGCAAGUCAACUUAAAAACGAAUCAAUCAAAGAAAGAAAAAAAAAUGUAACACCCUUCUAUUUUGGUCUGCUGUGACUGGUUAUUGUAUCGACAGAUUGCAACCUUUUCAAUGCCUGAUAUUUGUCGCUGUUUGCUACUCUGUUGCCUCUUUUUCUACCUCUGUGCUUCACUUUUCUCAAUCUUUGCAUGUUGGUAAUGUGAUCUCCCAGUGCUUUAAUAAAUCGAACU
Messenger RNA from Sinocyclocheilus rhinocerous, 2977 nucleotides. It is a transcript of the gene slc44a2, whose product is annotated as solute carrier family 44 member 2 (CTL2 blood group). The transcript has 17 exons. The coding region runs from base 1 to 2118 and encodes 705 amino acids. Gene Ontology annotation, molecular function: transmembrane transporter activity. The record is from RefSeq and is a predicted model, not a curated record. Gene Ontology annotation, biological process: transmembrane transport. Lineage: Eukaryota; Metazoa; Chordata; Actinopteri; Cypriniformes; Cyprinidae. Gene Ontology annotation, cellular component: membrane.